AUUGAAUCGUGUGGUAGUCAUAGGCCAUGGUUAUAUAGCAUUCUUUCCGUUGGCAGCAGCAGCAGCUGUAGUAAAAGCAUAAUCCAAUUCCAGUUUACAGCUUUCAUGCCUUGCCUUUCAAUGCGCAUGGUCAAUGUCUCGGUGCGUUGAAUGUUGGUGGGUGAAUUUGGCGGAACACUUAAGCGAAAUAUUACAAUCGAGGCAAGAAUCGAGCUGAAAAGCUGAAUGGAUUGCUGUGCUAAAAGGAACAAAUACACACGAAUGGAAAUCCAGUUGAGCAAUGCACGAUGACGACGGUCGGUCUGUGACAGAUGACUGACCGAAAACCAGAUGGAAUGCCGUGCUUACGACUAUAUUUUUUUUUCCUGCUAUAGCACAUUUUGCAGUAAAGUUUUUGCUCAAGCGACUGAAUGUACGUGUAUGUAUGCGCGCCAAUAGGCGCAUAUUACACUAAAAACAAAUUUUUUACACAAAUACACACGCACCAAAAAGAGGCGCCAACACAUGUAAAUUGUGAUGAUUUUCCCCAUUGCUGCUACUGAGAAUAUUGCGGAAUGUCUCGAAUAUCGCUUGAGGCAAAAAUGUUGUCGAUUGUUGAAGUUUCGCAUGUGUAUGCGUACCACAUCGUCGCUCUCUUACUUGGAGCACACAUAUUUCUGUGUAUCUGCAACUCACCACUUGAUUAAAUGAAACAUUAGUUUCACACCAAACUCGACGAACGAAAACACACACAAUUUUUUGUUUCGUUUUCUUUUGGUGUUUCCACGGCUAAUCGAAUCCGAUUGGAAUCCAAUUAACAUAAACACUUAGUACAUUCAAAUAACAAACAAACAACCAGUCGCAAUAAAACAAUCAACCCCUAUUAUGACAAUUGUGAUGUAGUUUAAGUAAGAACACUGCACCAAACAAGUAAAUAGAAGAGUAAAGUUGACAACAAUGAAAGAGAGAAAUUAAAAAAAAAAAAAAACACGGCGUGGAUGUUUAUUUGCAUUCUUUUCGUUUUUUGCAACGAAAACCUGUCAAACGAUUUAUUCUUUUUGUAAUGAUGUUGUCGCUUUGUAGAAACCAAUUUAAGUUAUGUGUUGUGAUCCUAGUUUCAAUUGAAUGAUUUUUGUUCCAACGGCAACGUAAAAUAAAUGAAAUCAACCACAAAAAAACCAACGGUCUAUAAAUAAAACAAUAUGAAUUAUUUAACGACAAAAUUUCGUGUAUGGAAUGAAACUAUUUCCCACCAAUUUUUCCAUUGAUAAUGGCGGGGCACAUGGAGAACGAAGUCAAAGAAGACAAGACAACCGAACAAAGAGCACAUUGUUUCAAACAUCUAAGUAAAUCAGCGUCAGAGUUAGAUAGUCGCGAUAGCUAUACAAAUGUACCGCAACCGAGUCCAUCACCGCAACGAAGUGGGAGAACCGUAGCCGGCGUUUUGCAGCGAACGCAUGGAUUUUUAAGCACAUUAAAACAUCGCUGGUCACGAGGAAGGAGCAAAGAAAGGGGAUAUCAUGCACAUUCACACCACCAUCAACACAACAUCGAUGGCGAACUGCAAGACAGUGAAGGCACCGAUUAUGCUGCCGAUAAUAGUUCCGAUCACAGUAGUUCGGCAACCCAUUCGCCACGACAUAAACCAAUAGCGUACGGAGAUUCACCGUUGGCCCGGACCCAUUUAGCAAAACUCGAUAAACAAGAUUCACUAUCUAGUCAACAUGACCCGACCAAUGUCGAUGCCGUAAGAUCUUCAAUAUCAGCUGCACAGGCUGAAGAGUUGCAGCGCAAACGAGAGGCUACACUGCGGCAGCAUGUCUUUUUUCAACUUCGCAUUCACCUAAUCAGCGGCCAUAAUUUAAAGCCAAUGGAUAAAAAUGGUACCAGUGAUCCAUAUGUUAAGUUCAAAUUGAAUGGUCGACUGUUGCAUAAAUCAAAAACGGUACACAAAGAUUUGAAUCCAGUAUGGGAUGAAACAUUUAUUGUCCCCAUCGAAGACCCAUUCCAGAGUAUUCAAAUAAAAGUGUUCGAUUAUGAUUGGGGGCUCCAGGAUGAUUUUAUAGGCUCAGCAUUACUUGAUCUCACCACACUCGAGCUGUCACGAGUCACUGAACUCAUGAUUCCUCUUGAAGAUUCAACGCAGCCUAGCGGCACAAAUGCAACGAGUAAAAUGUUAAUCAAGUUAAAUGCAACACUUUGGCCACGCACACAAGAAGAUAAAGAGCAGUAUUUUCAACGUAAUCCGCGUCUUGCCGAAACGUCCAAGCGAAUGAAAUCGCAAAUUUGGAGUUCAGUCGUUACAAUCGUAUUGAUUGAAGCUAGAAAUUUGCCCAGUGAUACGGAGAAUAAUGUAUGCGAGCCGUAUGUUCGUUUUCGGCUUGGCAAUGAAAAGUACAAGAGCAAAACCUCAUGGCAAGCCCGAUGGCUGGAGCAAUUUGACUUACAUCUGUUUGACGAAGAGCAAUCAUUAGAAAUAACUUUGUGGAAUCGAAGCACACAGUACGGUAAAUGUGUAGUCGAUUUACGGAAUUUUCCACGCGAAGAAACGCAAAGCCUAUGGCAACAACUGGAAGAUUCCUCAACUGAAGUCUAUUUUAUGUUGACAAUCAGUGGAACAACAUCAUCCGAAACGAUAACCGAUUUAACCAAUUUCAAACCGGACGAACGUGAGCAUCUUGUGAUUGAGAAACGCUACAGAUGGCUGAAAACUUUUCAAAAUCUACGAGAUGUGGGACAUUUAACGGUAAAAGUGUUCGGUGCAACGGGAUUGGCAGCGGCCGACUUGGGAGGCAAAUCCGAUCCUUUCUGUGUUCUUGAAUUAAUCAAUUCACGAUUGCAAACACAAACCGAAUACAAGACCCUAUCACCGAAUUGGAAUAAAAUUUUUACUUUUAAUGUGAAAGAUGUAACGGCUGUGCUAGAUGUAACUGUGUUUGAUGAGGAUCGUGAUCAUAAGGUUGAGUUUCUAGGUCGAGUCUGCAUUCCGUUGCUUCGCAUCCAUAAUAAUGAAAAGCGAUGGUACGCACUGAAAGAUAAGAAAAUGUUCAGCCGAGCAAAAGGCAAUUCGCCGCAGAUUCUGCUCGAAUUGAAUGUGGUGUGGAAUCCGCUACGAGCGGCAGUUCGAGCACUUGAACCACAAGAAGAAAAGCUCGUACAGCAAGAAACAAAGUUCAAGCGUCAAAUUUUUCUGCGUAAUGUGAAUCGUCUAAAAUCGGUUGUUCUCUAUUUUCUUGAAUGGGGCCGAUUCAUCCAAAGUUGCUUUGAAUGGGAAUCUCCGAUACGAUCAACAAUCGCAUUCAUACUGUGGGUUUGCGGUUGCAUUUGGAUGGAUAUAUCGACAAUUCCAGCAAUUUUGAUGAUUAUCAUGCUAAAAAAUUGGUUCGUGCGAUGGAUUACGGGCACGUCAGCGCAGUCGGCCGACAAUGAAUUCGAUUAUGGCAGCGAUGACGAAGAUGAAGAAGACAAGGACAGGGAGGAGAAGAAGACCAUAAAGGAGCGCUUACAAACGAUUCAAGAAGUUUCGCAAACUGUACAAAACUCAAUCGGGCGUUUGGCUUCGCUGGGCGAAAGCGUUAAAAACACAUUCAACUUUUCCGUAUCAGAGCUGAGCUGGUUGGCCGUAAUUCUGUUGGUUUUGGCCUGUCUCGUUUUGCACUAUAUACCAAUUCGUAUACUGUUAUUGGUCUGGGGUUGUGUUAAAUUUUCACGUCGUCUACUUCGUCCGCAUACGGUUCCAAACAAUGAAGUACUGGACCUGUUAUCGAGAGUGCCUGAUGAUGAUCAACUGAUAAUGUACAGAGAAAUCGCGCCGCAUAUAGCUCCCGAGAUCCCCCGAAGAGAUUUGCGCAAAAAGUACAAGGCCUUAUAAAAUGCCUUUUAAAGGCUGCCUAACUUCUGAACAUUCAAUGAAAACUGUUGAAAGCACAUUUGGCGCAAUUAUUCGCAUAAAAUAUAUUGUUGACUGUGAACGCACACACAUACACACACACACACAUCAGUCGUCUAGGUCUGAAACCCAAUCCCUUUACACAAAUCUGAAGAAAGAAAAGACUACCCCAAUUUUUGUUUUUCUAUGCAACUUAUUCAUGUUUCGAGAUUCUCUAUCAUCAUCAAUAAUCUUUAUCAUAGUUUCCCACUUCUUUUUCUUUUCAUAUAUUCAUAAUGUCAUUCAGUGUUCGAAAUGAAACUUUUUAAAUUUAACAAACUUCAAAUGUUCAAUUCAUACCAAAUAAUCAAAACUUUAUUUCAGAUUUUAAACAACCAAAGAGAAACUACAAUACUUUAAAAAAAAGAAACAAAAAUUUUAUUUUAUGGCCUAUUUGCAUGGUUUCCCCUCUUAUCCUCUUGUGUCCAACCGAUCGCUUUUAACUUCUUAUCAACUAACACCAAAUAAUCUAUUUAUAUAUAUAUAUAUAUUAGUAUCAAAACAAUUUCAACGCAGAUUGUAACAAAUCUAUAUGAAAACAAAAAACCAAACUCUAUGAACACUAAACAUUUUUUGAAUUUCGUCAAUUUGAAGAUAAGAAAAUGUAAGAGAUACUGUUAUUGUAAAUACUAAACGAAAUACACCAGUUUUUCUGUACGCUUA
Sitodiplosis mosellana (orange wheat blossom midge) is the source of this 4570-nucleotide messenger RNA. It is a transcript of the gene Mctp, whose product is annotated as multiple C2 and transmembrane domain-containing protein. Gene Ontology annotation, biological process: regulation of neurotransmitter secretion. The record is from RefSeq and is a predicted model, not a curated record. The transcript is spliced from 14 exons. Lineage: Eukaryota; Metazoa; Arthropoda; Insecta; Diptera; Cecidomyiidae. Gene Ontology annotation, molecular function: calcium ion binding. Gene Ontology annotation, cellular component: synaptic vesicle membrane. The coding region runs from base 1250 to 3850 and encodes 866 amino acids.